This is a messenger RNA of Triticum dicoccoides, 1221 nucleotides long. RefSeq names its product nuclear transcription factor Y subunit B-10-like. Gene Ontology annotation, biological process: regulation of transcription by RNA polymerase II. The transcript has a single exon. Gene Ontology annotation, molecular function: DNA-binding transcription activator activity, RNA polymerase II-specific; protein heterodimerization activity; RNA polymerase II cis-regulatory region sequence-specific DNA binding. Gene Ontology annotation, cellular component: CCAAT-binding factor complex; nucleus. The record is from RefSeq and is a predicted model, not a curated record. Bases 259 to 936 code for a protein of 225 amino acids. NCBI's taxonomy places the organism in Eukaryota, Viridiplantae, Streptophyta, Magnoliopsida, Poales, Poaceae.
UCGUCAAAGUCUCAAACCCCCUCGCCUCCCACCUCACUCGCCACUAGCGCCUCCCCCCUCCUCCCGCCGGUCCCUACAAAUUCUCGCCGCCCCGCCGGUUCCACCUGCGAUUGACGCGCUUCCACUCCCGUUCUUGGAGCCGCUGAUUUGGAGCCUUCCGGGUCUGGUUGGCGCUGGGUUGUUCGGGUCGUUUGAUCGGGUUUAGAGUUGACCGGAGAAGGGAGGAGUUGCUCUGUUUCUUGGCUUCGGCGGGCGGCGAUGCCGGACUCCGACAACGACUCCGGCGGGCCGAGCAACGCGGACUUCUCGUCGCCCAAGGAGCAGGACAGGUUCCUGCCGAUCGCCAACGUGAGCCGGAUCAUGAAGAAGGCGCUGCCGGCCAACGCCAAGAUCUCCAAGGACGCCAAGGAGACGGUGCAGGAGUGCGUGUCCGAGUUCAUCUCCUUCAUCACCGGCGAGGCCUCCGACAAGUGCCAGCGCGAGAAGCGCAAGACCAUCAACGGCGACGACCUGCUCUGGGCCAUGACCACGCUCGGCUUCGAGGACUACAUGGAGCCGCUCAAGCUCUACCUCCACAAGUUCCGCGAGCUCGAGGGCGAGAAGGCCGUCAGCGCCGGCGGCGUUGGCGCGUUACCCUCCCCCGGCGGCUCAGGCUCGCAGCAGAGGGAGUCGACGCCAAGGAACAAUGGCGGAGGCGGUGAGGCCGGCGGCUACGGCGGCAUGUACGGUGGCGCCGGGGCAGGAGGAGGCGGCGGCGGCAUGUUCAUGAUGAUGGGGCAGCCCAUGUACGGGUCCCCGCCGGCGGCAGGGUACCAACAUCCGCAGCAUCACCACCAGAUGAUGACGGGCGGGCAAGGCGGGUACGGCUACGGCGACGCCGGCGCCGGCGGCGGGUCUUCGUCGUCCUCAGGGUUCGGCAGGCAAGACAGGGCAUGACUGUCCCUCCUUGCACGAGCUUGUUCGUUGGCGUAUCUGUUUUACUGGUAACUGGAGUUAGGCCAGCCGCCAGGCCAAUUAAUCUCUACAGUACCUUUUUUGUGUUCUAAAUGUGGUUUAAAUCGGUCAAUUUUAUUCCAAAUUAGCACCACCAGUGCGACUAGUUGCAUUUAGCUCGCUACUGUAAAUGGGCUACUGACAAGGUGCAUUUACAUACAAAAAUUAAUGGCAAGUGCAUUUUGACAGUGUACUGACGAGCAUGUUCUGUGGUCACCUGAAUGUGCA